GAGCGAUUGUUUCCCUGCCUGUAACAGCAACAAGUUCACUCCAUUAAAAAUGUCGUUUAUUAAAAUAAAAACUACAGAUGGAAAGAAGGAAAUAGCAAUCAGAUUCAGCAAACUCACCACAGUGGAAGAUUUAAAGCAUGAAGUUCAAGAACGACUAGGAGUUGAAAAGAAUUUACAAAGAUUAUUCUUUGCUGGGAAGCAGUUAGAAAAUGGCUAUGAUCUUCAUACUUAUAAGAUCAGUGUCAACGAUAUCAUAUUACUUAUGGUAAAGACAGUAGGUGAUAUCGAGACUAAAGUAAGAUCUGGCAAAGAAGAGAAUACAAAGAAAGAUGUAAACGAAGAGCAAGAAUUAGAAAUGGAAGAAUUGGAAAAAACUGAGAGCUUGUAUUAUAAGAUUGGAGAUGCGGUGGAUUGCAAAGAUGAAAACACUAAUGCCUGGUUUGAGGCCAUUAUAAAAAACAUUUAUAAGAAAGGAGAUAAAAUCCUUUAUGACAUAUCAUGGGAAUUCGCUAACAUAACUCCUCAAAAAAUACCUGAAGCACGUGUACGACCACGCGCACGACGUUCAAUACCAUUUGAAGAAUUAUCAGUGGGUGACAAAGUCAUGGUUAAUUUUGACAUAGAUAAACCUGAGAAAACUGGUCUAUGGUUUGAUAUGACGAUAAACGAAAUAGUAAGAAAAAGAAAUCGGCGAGAGCUGAUUGGACGAUUGCAUGUCAGCAGUGACAACAGUGGGCUUUGCAUUCGAAAGAAAGUCAAUGAGGAGAUCUAUGUAAUAGAGACACCAAAAUUAUUAACAGAAAGAACAGCGGACGAUGGACAGUACAUGAAGAGUAGUGGUAGAGCUAGACUUAUGCCCCCUAAUUGCGAAGAAUGCAACGACGACCCUGGUGUGGGAUGUCGAUCGUGUGGCUGUAAUAUUUGUGCUGGCAAAGAAGAAGAGGAUACGCUUCUGAUUUGCGAUGAGUGUCAAGACAUGUUUCAUAUGAAAUGUUUAGACCCUCCGCUUUUGGAACUGCCACAGGAAACUUAUUGGUAUUGCCCUGAGUGCAAGACUGAUGAAAACGAAAUUGUCAAGGCAGGAGAAAAACUAAAAAAUACUAAAAGAAAACCUAUCAGUGACGAUAAAAAAUUAGGACGAAAAUGGGGUGGGGGAAUGGCGAAUGUUCGUAGGCAAAAGAUCUGCUACAUGGUUCCCGAAAAUCAUAUCGGGCCAGUUCCAGGUGUGGAUGUUGGUACGACAUGGAUGUUUAGAAUUCAGGUAUCAGAAGCUGGAGUUCACAGACCACCUGUUGCUGGUAUCCAUGGACGAGAAAAAGACUGUGCAUAUUCUAUUGUUUUUUCUGGUGGAUAUGAAGAAGACUAUGAUUAUGGUGAUGAGUUUCUCUACAGUGGCUCGGGUGGUAGAGAUUUGUCAGGUAACAAGAGAGUCAGUACACAAAGCAAGGAUCAAGAACUCACAAGAUUGAAUUUGGCAUUAGCUAAAAAUUGUAAUGCUCCUAUAAAUGAUAUUAUUGGUGCAGAUGCCAAGACAAAAUGGAAAGAAGGAAAACCAGUUCGAGUCGUACGGAAUUAUAAAUUAGCCAAAUUUAGUGAAUAUGCACCAAAAGAAGGAAAUAGAUACGACGGUAUAUAUAAAGUGGUAAGAUAUUAUCCAGACAAAAGCACCCAUGGCUUCCUUAUGUGGAAGUAUAUUUUAAGGAGAGAUGAUCCCACUCCGGCACCAUGGACAGAAGAAGGAAAAGCAAAAAUUGCUUUUCUUGGUUUAAAAAUGAUAUAUCCUGAUGGGUAUCUUGAUACAUUAGAGAAAAUUAAUACAACUAAAGCAAAAAAACGAUCUGCUGUCGAGGACGAGAAUGAAAAAAUCACUGUAGUAAAGAACUCUAAAAAGCUUAAGCAAAUCUUCGAUUUGGAGGACGAGUUGAAAAAUUUAAUAGACAAUGAUAAAGUAAACGCUAAAUUAUGGGAUGAAUGUAAAGCGAUGUUGACCGAUGGAAAACCUGCUUUUUUAAACUGCGUGUCAGAAAGAUUUAAAUGCGUUUGCUGUCUCGGAUUAGUUUACAAUCCUAUAACGACUCCUUGUGAGCACAACAUUUGCUUAAAAUGCUUAAAACGAAGCUUUACAACCAAGAUUUACUUCUGUCCUACAUGUCGAUACUCUUUAGGAGAAAGUUUCGAUAUGAAGAUCAAUCAGACAUUAUCGUCUGCCUUAUUAUUAAUUUACCCUGGCUAUAAGGGAGAACAAUAAUGUUAUUUUCAUAUGUAGCAUGUGUUGCUGAUUUUAUUAUUUAUUCCAAUCGUAGAGUUAAAUUUUGUAAAUUAAAAAUAAUAUU
Monomorium pharaonis (pharaoh ant) is the source of this 2333-nucleotide messenger RNA. Its product is annotated as E3 ubiquitin-protein ligase UHRF1. Gene Ontology annotation, biological process: negative regulation of gene expression via chromosomal CpG island methylation; protein ubiquitination. The transcript is spliced from 8 exons. Gene Ontology annotation, molecular function: protein binding; ubiquitin protein ligase activity. NCBI's taxonomy places the organism in Eukaryota, Metazoa, Arthropoda, Insecta, Hymenoptera, Formicidae. The coding region runs from base 50 to 2248 and encodes 732 amino acids. The record is from RefSeq and is a predicted model, not a curated record.